CACGUGUAAAUGGGCGGAAUGCGGAUCCUGCCCUGCAGCGCCAGGCGUGGCGGGGCGGGGUCCCGGGGCCUCAGCGGGAUGGAGACGCACCAGGCCGGGGGGCUCCCGGUUGCUCCUGGGGCUGCUCGCCCAUCCCCCACUGGUGCCGAGAGCAUUUCCUGCAUCCAGCGCAUCGGGGAGUCCCUGCUCCGGGGGUUCGUCCUGUCCCAGCUCCAUCAGCAGGGCCCCGGGCCCCACCCCGCCCAGUCGGUCACCGUGGAGGAGCUGGGGGGCCAGGACGCCCCCGAUGGGCCCCGGGUCACGUCCCUGCGUGAGACUCUGCACCGGAUAUGGGGGAGCAUGAGCCAGAACCCCGAGAUUGACAGCCUGGUGCAGUGCAUGGCGGGGCAGCCCCCCCUGCCGGCGCUGGCCGCCGUCUCGGAGCAGGUGUUCGCUGACGGCAUCAACUGGGGCAGAGUCGUCGUCUUCUUCUACUUCACCUACAGGGUCAUCGCCCAGGCUCUGGGCGGGUCCGACUGUCUCCGGUCCCUGAUCGACUGGGCCCUAAACUUCCUGCGGGAGCGAGUUGUCCCCUGGAUCCAGCACCAGGGGGGCUGGGACUCCAUCUUCAGCUACCUCACCUCCUCCUCCUAGGGGGGGCACAGCCCCCCCACCUGGGACGGCAUCAGCAGCUGGGACAGAGCAGCCGCCCCCCCGCAGCAGAGACCCCAGAGGAUGGACGGGGGCGGGAUUACCCAUGGCCCCUAGGUCUGCAGAAGUGAAGACAGCCUGGGGGGAUGAUGUGUGAACUUUCCCCCUCCCAGCCCCCAAAAUAAAAUCACAAAUGAAAAAGAACAAAUAACCAGGGCUGCCCACCGAAUCGCGAUGAACUCGAAACAAAUUAACUUGAUUUCAAAAAAAAAAAAACCCAGUCCCGCCGAUCCGUGGUCUUAACACCGCCGUUCGCCCGGAGCCGGGCCCACUGGCACGGGAGAUCCCGACGCAACGCUACCCGGGGUGAGUCCCGGGGACCAAGAUUUGCACGGGGGAAAAGCCAGACUUUCUUUCAGCUCCCCUCGCACGGGGGCUGUCGUGCGAGCGGGAAAGUGCAAAGUACAAAGGUAGAAUUUUCUUUGUGUUACAUCCCUGCCCUCCAGAACUGACCAAUGCAAAUCCACUCGGUCCUGCUCCCUGUUCGGCCCGUCGCCGGACAGACGGGUUUGUUUAAGUCUAGGGGCGAGAAAGCUGCUGCUUAUUUACAGGGCCCUCCAGAUUUCACGGCCGUGAAAAACUUGUCACGGCCCGUGAAAUAAGCCCUUCCCCGUGAAAUUUGAUCUUCCCUGUGCUGCUGGGAGCCCCAACUCUGAAGGCAGCGCAGAAAUGAGGGGGGCAAUCCCAUGACCCCCCGCCACAGCAGGUUUGAGACCCCCCCCCCCACAAUCCUCUUUUGGGUCGGGCUCCCCACGGUUACAACAGCGUGAAACUCUGGCGGUAAACGUGAAAUUGACCAAUUCUGAACCCCUCUGGCCGUGAGCUGGACCAGAACGGACGGUGAAUUUGGUGGGGCCCUGAUUAUUUCCAGUGUCCCCCAAACGAGAGAGCUGGCGCUCGCGUGGUGCCCUUGUACCCGGCCUUGCAAGAUCUUUACGUGCCAGAGGCCCUAGGCGGUGGUCGGCCCCGCCUGCUCCGGCCUGGUGAUUGCACUCACGCUGGCUCGUGUGUUGCUCCCGGGCCAAUGUCUGUAAUCAGACAGAAUAACCAGAGGGGAGGCAGGGGCGCGGGUUGUCCUGCGGCGGGGCCGAAAGCGACGCCGGAAACUGGGCAAACCCACCCAUCGCUCGCCCGCCUCCGUGGGGCCUGUUCUUGUUGAACCGCGGGACUAAAACCGCGAUGGAGCAUGGCGGAGUUUUGUAAUUGUCUGACGGCCCCGCAAAGAAAUAAACGAGUGGGGAAAACA
Caretta caretta (loggerhead turtle) is the source of this 1936-nucleotide messenger RNA. The record is from RefSeq and is a predicted model, not a curated record. NCBI's taxonomy places the organism in Eukaryota, Metazoa, Chordata, Testudines, Cheloniidae.